CAAACACUGGAUUAUAAAUUAAGAGUGAGUGACGGCCGGGAAACUCUUAAAUCCCAACAAAAAUCAAUCCCUUCCGCAUUUUCAGUUUUCCCUCCAUUCGUGAGCCGAGCCUCAAAAAGUGGCUGAGAAAAAAACCCUCACUCACAGACACUCAAAAAGAUCAGUGUUAUAAUGGACGCAACUAGUAUGAGUACACAAAAUCGCCCAUUUUCAAUCAAACUGUGGCCUCCUAGCCAAAACACUAGGCAAGUGCUCGUUGAUCGGGUGAUAAACAAUCUUUCAACUGAAUCCAUUUACACUGAGAAGUAUGGAACUCUGAGUAAGGAUGAUGCUGAAGAGAAUGCAAAGUACAUUGAGGAGAAGGCAUUUUCCACAGCAGAUCAACAUCAUGAAAUGGAGCCAGAUGGUGAUGGAGGUUCUGCAGUGCAGCUCUAUGCAAGGGAAUGCAGCAAGCUCCUCCUAGAAGUCCUAAAAGGAGGUUCUAUUAAAAAGGACAAGAAGUUAACUUCUGAAAACAAUAUUGCCUCCAAGGAAACAUUUUUUGAUAUAUCCAAAGGCCAACGAGCCUUUAUUGAGGCUGCGGAGGUUGAAGAACUUCUAAAGCCAUUAAAGGAGCCAGGGAAUUCUUAUUCAAAGAUAUGUUUCAGCAAUAGAAGCUUUGGUUUAGAAGCAGCCCAAGUUGCUGAACCCAUUUUGGCUUCUCUUAAAAGCCAGUUGAAAGAAGUAGACCUAUCAGAUUUGGUUGCUGGGAGACCUGAGGCAGAAGCUCUGAAGGUGAUGAAUAUAUUUGCAGAAGCCUUGGAAGGAAGUGUUUUGAAGUCUCUGAAUCUCUCAAACAAUGCCUUGGGUGAGAAAGGAGUUAGAGCUUUUGGAGCUCUUCUUAAAUCACAAGCUGAGUUGGAGGAGCUCUAUUUGAUGAAUGAUGGCAUCUCUGAAGAAGCUGCUCGAGCAGUUUGUGAGUUGAUUCCUUCUACAGAGAAACUUAGAAUCCUACAUUUUCACAAUAAUAUGACAGGAGAGGAAGGAGCAGUUGCUAUCUCUGAGGUUGUGAAUCGUUCUCCUCUGUUGGAGGACUUCCGUUGCUCCUCUACAAGAGUAGGCUCUGAAGGAGGAGUGGCCUUAUCUGAAGCUCUAGGGACGUGUACCCAUUUAAAGAAGCUUGAUUUGAGGGACAACAUGUUUGGUGUGGAAGGUGGAAUUGCAUUGAGCAAAGCACUGUCCAAGCAUGCACACAUGACAGAGGUUUACCUGAGUUACCUUAACUUGGAAAAUGAAGGUGUGGUUGCUAUAUCCAACACUCUCAAGGAAUCGGCUCCUUUACUUGAAGUCUUGGAUAUGGCUGGUAAUGACAUAACAGCUGGAGCUGCUCCAGCUCUUGCAACGUGCAUAAAAUCAAUGAAGCAUCUCAGCAAGCUGAACUUGUCUGAAAAUGAACUCAAGGAUGAAGGUACUAUCCAGAUCACCAAGGCAUUAGAAGGUCACUCACAGUUGACUGAAGUGGAUAUGAGCACUAACUUAAUAAGAAGAGCCGGAGCUCGUCUUUUGGCUCAGGUUGUGGUCCAAAAGCCUGCUUUCAAAUCAUUGAACAUCAAUGGAAACUACAUCUCUGAUGAAGGCAUUGAUGAGGUGAAGGAUAUUUUUAAGAAAACUCCUGAUAUUCUUGGUCCUUUGGAUGAGAAUGACCCUGAAGGAGAAGAUGCUGAUGAUGAUAAUGAUGAUGAUGGUGAUGAGGAUAAAGAUGAAGAUGAAUUAGGAUCAAAGCUGAAAAACCUUGAAGUUGGUGCAGCUGACUAGAGGCCAUCCUAUGCUAAAGUAUUUUUCAAUUAAGACAGUCUAAGCCUCAUAGCCAUUAAUAUCGCUGGAGGCAUUUAAUUAAGCAUUAGGAUUGACUGUUCUACUGAAUCUUAUUUUGAGGAAGAGAUGGGGUAGUUUAGGCAAAGCAUUUUGGAUCUACAGAUAUCAGUAGAAUUAGUUGUGUUAGUUAUUUGGUUGUUCAUUGUUCCAUUCGAAGUUGUUAUUUUGGAUUUAAGGAGUUUAUUAUGUCAUCAGAAAUCUUGGCAGAAAAUGGUUCCUUGGAACUUACCAGGGAUCCCAUUUCCAGGGGAUAUUUUAAUAUUUGAAACUAGUAUUCGCUAUUUUUGCAACGCAGCAAAAGUGUCUUGUAUGGGUGUCAGUAAUGAUUAUAGCACUUAUAUUUCA
Messenger RNA from Humulus lupulus (European hop), 2199 nucleotides. RefSeq names its product RAN GTPase-activating protein 2. NCBI's taxonomy places the organism in Eukaryota, Viridiplantae, Streptophyta, Magnoliopsida, Rosales, Cannabaceae. The record is from RefSeq and is a predicted model, not a curated record. Gene Ontology annotation, molecular function: GTPase activator activity; protein binding. The transcript has 2 exons. Bases 172 to 1794 code for a protein of 540 amino acids.